Molecule: messenger RNA, 1370 nt
Organism: Gamsiella multidivaricata
Lineage: Eukaryota; Fungi; Mortierellomycota; Mortierellomycetes; Mortierellales; Mortierellaceae
Exons: 2
Coding region: 232-1170 (312 amino acids)
Source: RefSeq, a predicted model, not a curated record
GGACAGGGCAGUGGAGUGGGCUGCUUUCCCUAGGAUGCAUUAGACACAUCGCGUUUUUUUUUUUCUUUUUCUUUUCUCGCCUACCUGACUUCUGCUGCAUCACCUUCAGAUUCGUAUUUGCACACACACACACACCGCCUUUUCUUUCCUCCCCUUUCUGAAUCAUCCGCAUCCUCCCUCUUGUUUCGUUGAUCAUUCCCUCUUCCCAGCUACUCUGCACUUCUCUCAUGAAUGUCAGGCCAUGGAGAAGACCCCCCAGGGCAAGAUAGUCCGACAGAGACAGCGACAUCAACAGCAAUCUCCAGUAACAUGAACUCGACCAUCACAACCACCCCAACCACCAGUACGAAGACUCGCAGCCUUCCACCUCAGAGUCUUCCUCCUGGCGCCAUUGCAUCUGCACAGGCCCAGUUCCCUGCCUUGAUGGCGACUCAGCUUCAGCUCCAAGUAAACACAAAGGCCUGCCCAACUUCCUCGCCCCCAAUGCUCAACCUCGUCCCUGCAACGCCUGGCCCGCCUGCUUCUGGGACCUCGAAGCCAUCAGUAUCAGAUCCUGUGUCGUCCAAUCCUUCCACACUCUCAAAACACAAGGGUCUGCCCGUGCUCCCGUACCUUGUCACGCCCAAGGAGGAGAAGAGUCAUGGGACCAUCCUGGGCUUAUGGGAAUACGAUGAUGGUCAUCCUUCAGGGAAACCUUCCAGCAAGGUUACAAAGUCCAGCAAAGGACCACCCAGUACCUCAGGAUCAUCCAAGGUUGCCACAUCUAUGGGUGCUGAGGCUGGCCGUAGGGCUCUCCUGGCCCUGCAAAGCGUGGCUGCCGAAGAGGGCGCACCAAUCUCGAGUGGAGGUCCUAGAAAGAAGGCCUCGACCCAACAACUGGCGUCCAAAUUCACUAUCCUUGCUCCACCAUUGUCGUCGACGCUCUCUAUCGCCUCAGCACCUGUUUCCGCACAUAAGGAUCGCGACGUCGAAUCAAUAGGAUCUGGGAUGUCACAGACCACACCCUUUGAAUCAAUAUCGUUGCCAGCGACACCCACAGCGAUGGAAAACCGAUCUCACUGUCUCCCUGACAAUGGCUUCUUCCUAGCAGUCAUGUCUAUCUAUUGGUCUAACCUCGUUGGACCCCGGAUAGAGCAGGUACAUGCAUCGCUCCUUAAUGCUGGUCCCUGAUGUAAUCUGAUUAUCAUUACUUACCCUUCUCUCUUUAUAUAUUUUGGCCUGCUCCCCCUCCCCUUGAACCCUCACCCCCAUCCAACUCUAUUAUCACUGUUGUGUUUAUAUGAACAUCGUAACGUCGCACAAACAUAGACGUGGACCCCGCGGGUGGGCUGUCCCGACGAGUCAACACUGAACCUCUUGGCUAAGCAAAU